Molecule: messenger RNA, 894 nt
Organism: Eufriesea mexicana
Lineage: Eukaryota; Metazoa; Arthropoda; Insecta; Hymenoptera; Apidae
Gene: viaf
Product: viral IAP-associated factor
Exons: 5
Coding region: 156-869 (237 amino acids)
Biological process (GO): protein folding
Cellular component (GO): cytoplasm
Source: RefSeq, a predicted model, not a curated record
UAUAGUGAAACGUGAUCAGCUGUUGGUCAUAGCCACGCACAUAUUAGAAACAAAUUUUGUCACUUGAAAUUAUUAAAUUUAUAAAACGAUCAAUUUUUAUAGUGUAAAUUAUUUUUUCUAUACACGAAAUAAGUUUGUAAGAAAAAUCUUACACCAUGCAAGAUCCAAAUGAAGACACUCAGUGGAAUGAUAUUCUCAGAAGCAAAGGUAUUAUUCCUGAGAAGCCAAAGGAAGUCACAGAGGACCAAAUAGUUGAUAUCGUGGAAAAUACAAUAAAUGAAAAAACUGGGCGUACUACAAGUGAUUUAGAAAGCAAAACACUGGAUGAAUUAGAUGAAUUAGAAGAUGAAGAAGAUGAAAGAAUUCUAUUGGAAUAUCGGAGGAAAAGAAUAGCAGAAAUGAAAGAAUUAGCUAACAAAUCGAAAUAUGGAGAAGUUAAAGAAAUAACAGCAAAGGAUUAUGUUCAAGAAGUGAAUAAUGCAGGGGAAGAUAUUUGGGUUAUACUUCACUUGUAUAAAUCUGGCAUUCCACUAUGCACAUUAAUAAAUCAAUAUUUAGCUAGCUUAGCAAGAAAGUUUCCUGCAACAAAAUUUUUAAAAAGUAUUUCGACUACUUGCAUUCCUAAUUGGCCAGAUAACAAUCUUCCUACCAUUUUUAUCUAUCACAAUGGAAAUAUGGUGAAACAAAUUAUUGGACCAAUCGAAUUAAGAGGCAUGAAAUUAACUGAAGAAGAACUAGAAUGGAUGUUGGGGCAGACAGAAGCUAUACCAACAAAAAUUACCAAAGAUCCAAAGCCAAAAAUCAGAGACGUAUUAUUUUCUACUUUGAGGCAUCAAAAUGAGAAUGAUGCUGACAGUAAUGAUUGGUAAUUUUGUUUUUGUUAAUUAUUUACAG